This is a messenger RNA of Ixodes scapularis (black-legged tick), 1008 nucleotides long. Its product is annotated as acetylcholinesterase-1-like. The transcript has 2 exons. Gene Ontology annotation, cellular component: plasma membrane. Lineage: Eukaryota; Metazoa; Arthropoda; Arachnida; Ixodida; Ixodidae. Gene Ontology annotation, biological process: choline metabolic process; acetylcholine catabolic process. Gene Ontology annotation, molecular function: acetylcholinesterase activity. The coding region runs from base 1 to 1008 and encodes 335 amino acids. The record is from RefSeq and is a predicted model, not a curated record.
AUGCAUUACAAACACAAGGUGGUGACUUUCAGUGAUUUGCACAGUUUCAAUCGGCAAGAAGAUUUUAUAUUGAUGUACGUGAGUUACGUUAAACGUAUUGCUAACUGUUGGUACGUUCUAUGCAGGUGCUGCCUGAUUGCGACGAUGAUCACCCUUAUCACCUUGAUCGUUCCCUUUGUCGCCUUAAUGACAGUUUUUAGAUCACUAAGCUCCCAAAACUGUUUUCAAGUGGCCUUGGUCAUAGGAGAUGUGAUUGGCACGGCAAUGAAUUUCCAAAACGCUGGUAGUACUCAUCACACCAUAGCGUUUCUAGGUGUUCCUUUUGCCGAAAACACCGGAGGAGAAAAGCGAUUCGGAAAACCCGAGGCUAAAAAGAGAUGGCAAACAGUGUUCAACGCAACGUACAAGCGGAGCCCCUGCUGCCAAGAACUCACGUCAGGCAAGGAACUAUUUAGGGCCUCGUUAUCUGACACUACCGAGGAUUGCCUUCAUUUGAACAUCUGGGUUCCGACUGAUUGCAUGGAGGGAAUUCAGAGGUAUCCAGUCGUCUUCUGGGUUUAUGGUGGUGGUUUCGAAUAUGGAGGAAACAACUACGACAUCUACGACGGCCGUUAUAUGUCGGGAUUCGGAAAUUUAGUGGUCGUAGUACCCAACUACCGCAUCAAUGCGUUCGGAUUUCUCAACGUUGAGACACAGGAUGUGCCUGGAAACAUGGGAUUUCACGAUGUGAUUUUGGCGUAUCGAUGGGUGUUGGAUCACAUCGGCCGCUUUGGAGGCGACAGAGAAAACAUAGUCCUUGCUGGACAGAGUGCGGGUUCUAUCAUUGCAGGACUCCUUAUGAUGAGCCCCAUAUUACCGCCAUCGUUCUUUUCGAAAGCGUACUUGAUGAGUGGCUCAGUGUUCAUGAAGCUGCAAGAAAAUUCGAAUGAGACUGCACUCGAAAACUUCAAUAAGCUUGCUAAUGAAGCCAACUGUUCGAUGACAACGACGACGGAAACUCUACUUUGA